AUGGAGAAGCAAAUCCCCGCCAGAGAGUAUGAAGAAGUAAACGCAGUGGCCAAUAUUUAUAUCGACGGUAUGAAAAAUUCGGACUGGUCUAUUCUCGCCAGUGCCUUUCGGGAAACAGCCAGCGUCUACGCACACAUCUCUGGGAAAUGGACAGAAUCCAACAUGCAUCAUCUUCAUGAGAUGCUAGAAAACUACCCGAAAGUUCCUGACUUCACCCACAACGUGAGUGUGAUUAGUAUGACACCAGUGGUUGCUGUUGUUAGGAUUGAGAUAGACUACGUGGAUACCUUCAAUCCAUUCACGGAUUUUAUCACAAUGGCAAAGGUAGAUGGAAAAUGGCAGAUUGUGUCGAAGGCUUCAUGCGAGUAUACCAAAUGA
This is a messenger RNA of Penicillium macrosclerotiorum, 378 nucleotides long. RefSeq lists its product as uncharacterized. NCBI's taxonomy places the organism in Eukaryota, Fungi, Ascomycota, Eurotiomycetes, Eurotiales, Aspergillaceae. The coding region runs from base 1 to 378 and encodes 125 amino acids. The record is from RefSeq and is a predicted model, not a curated record. The transcript has a single exon.